This is a messenger RNA of Cimex lectularius (bed bug), 1676 nucleotides long. Its product is annotated as transmembrane protein 136-like. Lineage: Eukaryota; Metazoa; Arthropoda; Insecta; Hemiptera; Cimicidae. The record is from RefSeq and is a predicted model, not a curated record. Bases 89 to 880 code for a protein of 263 amino acids. Gene Ontology annotation, cellular component: membrane. The transcript has 4 exons.
GUCUAAUUUUUUAUGCAUUUUGGUCAGAAUGUUUCUUUUUAAAUUUCAAUCUGAAUUUUACACGUUUCCCUGAAUUUAUCGUCGCCAGAUGAAUAUUGAAGAGUUGCGGUUCAAAAUGAUGUUAACAAAAGAUUUUUCCAUAUACCAGCCGGAUAUAAUAGACAUCUACCUACUUCUGCCGAUACUCGGUGUCAGCCUCACGUUCUCCACGUUCUUCUGGAAGUCGUUGUACAUUCUCCUCAAAUACUACAACAAAUACCCGCAGGAUGUCGUUCUACACAUAUGCUCCCUUCUCCACACCAUGCUGUGCGUCGGGGCAAUUUGUUUCUUUGGAGACAUACACCGGAACGUCCUGCAGACGUCGAUAUUGAACACGUGGACCCAGAACUCCAUUCUUAUAUUUUCUAUAGGGUUUUUCAUACACGAUUUCGUCUAUUGGGAAUACGAGGACCACAGGGAUAUAGUAAUGCUGUUACAUCACGUUGCGUCUGUGAUUAGUCUCUUGUACCCGCUCAUCACGGGGACUCACGCCGCAGUCUGCUUCGUUUUCAUGUGGACGUACGAAUCCUCCAACGUCUACUUGCAUUUUAGGUAUUUAAUGAAGAGGUACGGCUUCAAUAAGAAAAACGAGAGGCUGUUCAAUUUGAACGAGAUGUGCUUCGUCAUCGCAUUUGUAACGCAGAGAUUCUUCAUCGGUGCUCAUUUCACUUAUCUUUUGUUAGUGGAUCAAAAGGUAUCGAACGAGUUUAUAAAAGUGAUGGCCAUCAUCUUGAAUAUAUUGAGUCUAGCGUUUUAUGACGCCAUUUACAUAAUGGUCCGGCGAAAACACCCUGUUACAGGCUCAUUAGUUGCAAAACUGCUAGGAAGUGACCUCUAUUAAGAGUUUAUAAAAUGAGAUAAUUGUGGUUAUUACGAAGGCUGUGUUAACACAUCUGAGACACUCCCACACGCAAUUAAAUUUGAAAAAAUUCACAACAAUCCACAACCAAAUAAAAUUGUUCGUUAAAUAAAACCUUAUUCGCUUACGGGGAAUGGCUCAGAAAAGAAGUAUCAAAUGGGGUGUAGUAGGCAAUCAAUUUUCCUUUGAAAAAAGAAGGGGUUUGUAUCAAAGUAAAGGAUCAAACGAUCAGUGAAAUUCAAUGCCGAUACGGAUCUACAAGAAAAGAGCAUAACCUUCUGCGCCGGAGAAAAAGGUUUUAUUUGUUUAUUGAAGUUCAUACAGGAUCAAAACGUACAUAGAAAUCACAGGCACAACAGCAUCAAAUAUAAGUAAACAAGACUUUUUACGAAUAUAUAUUCCCGAUGUUCAAAUUUCAAAAGUAAUCUCUAUAUUUUUUGAUCCUUUAUGGAAUUUAUUAAAGCAAAAAAAUACUCGACUAAUUCAACCAUAUUAUAAGAAAGUUAGAAGGUAGAUAUAAAAAAUUUUAUGUUUCAUAAAGAAAAAACUUAAUCAGCAGUAUCAGAUUUUUUGCCCACGAACAAUGUAACGGACAACAGUUUACCUUUAAUUAUAAAAUAAAUAAACGAGGGGUUUUUUGCGAUGAAGACCUAGAUGCUUGUUUUUCUCAACAAUAAAAAAUGAUAGCAUAAAUCCGUUGGAAAAAUAGUUGUCGGAAUGGGGGGAGAGGAGCUUUCAACCGCACGCUACAGCACUGUUUUACAGCUAAAUAGUGUAG